Molecule: messenger RNA, 2388 nt
Organism: Cylindrotheca closterium
Lineage: Eukaryota; Bacillariophyta; Bacillariophyceae; Bacillariales; Bacillariaceae
Source: the annotation of a GenBank genome assembly
AUGACCAACACUAUUAUCAACUACAUCAACUACAUCACUACCAUCAUCGUCAAUCAAGAAUACAUCAUUCAAGCAGGCAUCAGCUUCUUUCGAUUGCCUGUUCGGAUGCCUUUGAUCGUCACUCAAACCGUUCGAGAAACCAUCGCAGCCGGUUUGGUUUGUGCGACGGCGCUCUUGUUACUUUGGUACAUGGCGCUCGACCUAUACCGAAGCUAUCAAGGACUUUGCGAGCAACGGAGCUGCAACCGACAACAGCCUCCUGUUUCCAUUCUUCGUCGUCCAGGAGGAGGGUCGUCUCAUCGCAAGAAAAACCGAAGUUGGUUUGGUGUGUUCACCAGAAAACCAAACCGUGUCCGUUUUGCCAAAAUCUUUCGUCGAACCUUUGUCCCAAACAAGCAAGAGCUACAAUCUCGCAGGGAAUGCUGGGGUCUGAUUCAAUGGCGCAUUCAACUUCACGACAAAGUAAUUCCAGAGAUAGAGAACACAGUGAGAUUCGUUCCACAUACGCCUGUGUCCAUUCUUUGUCCUUCAAGAAAAGAUUGGGGAUCACCCAAACCAACCUCAUCAAACAGAGUCCAAUUUGCCCCUAAGACUCGAAGGAGAAACUUUAUUCCCGACGAGGAAGAGCUGAAGUCCCGAAGACAGCUAAUUCAUCAAAUUGACUGCAAGGUCAAGAGACGGAAUGCCCAACGCUUGAUGAUCGAUUUCAAACCUACCGUGCUUGCCACCAUUAUCGAAGAUCCAGCAGACGAAGAUUUGAGUGACAUUGACUCGUCUUUGGAUACUGGAUUUAUUGAUGGCAAUGUCGACUCUGAAACCAUUGCAAUUGCGCUCGAGAACCACCGACAACUGCUUCGAACCGUCCUUGAUGACAUGCUCUCCAAUAUUCCCGUACCAAUGGAUUUGGAUGAUGACGGCAACAUCGAGCCCAAUGACAUGCAAGACGAAGCACCACGAUUGUCACUCAAGAGAACUGCAACUUGCUCCCUUGUUUCCUCCCGGCCCACCAAGCGUCGCAAAUUGAAUUCAUCUACGGUUCCAACUUCUGCUACAGAAUGGGCCGAAAGAAUCAAUGAACGAUUCACUCCUUUGCUACCUGUCAUCAUUGAAGAUCCAGAAGAAGAAGACAUCAUCAUGAGUACUUUUGACUCGUCUUUGGAUGCUGGAUUGAUUGAUGACAACAGCGACUCUGACGUUGAAAGCUUCGCCAAAGGAGACGACGAGGUUUUCUUCCCCAUGAACGACGAGGAACAGGAUUGGGACAGUCUGGAAUAUGUAGACUGCAACAGUCUGGAACACGCUCCACCUACAUCUACGCCAACUACAGCACCUGUUUCCAUUCUUCGUCCUACAAGAAAAGAUUGGAAAUCACCGAGAACCACCAAUCGUGUCAGUUUCACCCUGACCAAUCGGAGAAGAAACUUCAUGCCAGACCCGGAAGAUAUUCAAUCCAGAAAGAAUCGAAUUCGAGACAUUUACAGUCAGAUCAGAUAUCAUGAACUAUGCAAGUGUUUUGAAGAACGAGUGCUUCCCCAGCUGCACAGUACUGUGAUGGCCAAGGGGAAGGCCAAGAGAAAGGCCAAGAAAAAGGCCAAGAAAAAGGUCAAUCGAAAGAUUGAUUUCAAACCUACCCUUCCUGUCAUUACUGAAGAUCCAGAAGAAGAAGACAAGAACCACUUUGACUCGUCUUUGGAUGCUGGAUUAAUUGAUGAAGACAUUGAUUCGGAAGGUCCAAGCUUUGCACUUGCGCUUGAGAAUCACCACCAAAUGCUUCGCACAACCGUCCUUCCUGAUAUGCUCUCCAAUAUUCCCGUACCAAUGGAUUUGGAUGAUGACGACAACGUCGAGCCCAAUGACAUGCAAGAUGAAGCACCACAACUGUCACUCAAGAGAACCGCAACUUACUGCCUUGUUGCAUCCAGGCCCACCAAGCGUCGCAAAUUGAAUUCAUCUUCGGUUCCAACUUCUGCUACAGAAUGGGCCAAACAAAUCAAUGAACGAUUCACUCCUUUGCUACCUGUCAUUUUUGAAGAUCCAGAAGAAGAAGAAGAACAAGACAACUUUAGCGAUAUUGAAUCGUCUUUGGAUGCUGGAUUGAUUGAUGACGGCAUUGAUUCUGCCGAGGAUCCUUUGGAGGAUACUAUCAUCGAUGACAACAUUCCGGUACCACCACCAGAGGAAUCUGACAACGCAGCUACUAUUGAUAUUCCUUCUGAUGGGAUGGGAUCGGGAUGGACCGAGUCUGGAAAGCGCUACAGCCUUCGACGGGCCAAGCUUCUGAUUCCACAUGCAGAGGAUACUUUCACCGAAGCUUUGGGAUCUGGCAUGACGGAACAAGGAAGACGAUACAGUCGCCGAGUGGCAAAUCGACGAAACUGUGCCAAUUAA